Molecule: messenger RNA, 2172 nt
Organism: Entrophospora candida
Lineage: Eukaryota; Fungi; Glomeromycota; Glomeromycetes; Entrophosporales; Entrophosporaceae
Source: the annotation of a GenBank genome assembly
AUGACUACAAAAAAUUCUUUUAAGAAACGCGUUUCCUCCUCCUCCUCUUCUUUCUCCCCUUCUUCUUCAUUGUCAACUUCCUCAACAAUAAAUCAAAAAAAAAUCUUACCAGCCUCAACUAGACUUUCACCAUAUAAUGGGCAAUUAUUAAUAUCUACCGGAGGAGGAUUACCAGUUGGUACUGUGUUAUUAAUAAAAGAAGAUCGUAACACUGAAUAUUCAAAGUUAUUAUUGAAAUAUUUUUUGGCACAAGGGAUUAGUUCAGAACAUCAUGUAUUGUUGAUAACAGCUGAAGAAAAUCCAAAGAAAUUAAUAUCCAAUCUACCUUGGAGUUCUUCAAAGCUAAUUACACUGAUUGAUGGCACUAAUUGGAUUAAUCAAGAAAAUAUUGUUAAAGAUAACGUUGAUGAUAAAAAUCAAUAUGAAACAAUUUUGAUUAAAUUGCAAAAAAUUAUCAAGGAGAAUAAUCCUAGAAACAUCCUUAGAAUAGGAAUACAUUCUAUUGCAUCACCGUUUUGGAAAGCUAGAAAUUCCAAUGAUGUUUUUAGAUUUUUGCAUGCACUAAGAGGAUUGAUUAGAAAUACAUAUAGUUCGGCAAUCAUUACAAUACCAGCAUAUCUAUAUGAACCAAUAAAUGCAUCAUUUAUAAGAAAAAUUGAACAUAUUUGUGAUGCAGUUGUAGAAAUUGAAUCAUUUGCAGGAUUUAAAUUAAGACGCAAAAGAUUUUCAAUUGAAGUAUUUCAUUUACCUCCUGAAGGUGAAAUCAAAGAGACAAAAUCCAAUAAUGAUAAUCUAGGAAUUAAUGAGCAGAAAAAUUUUGGUGAGGACUGCUUUCAAGUUUCAGUUAAUUGUCAACUGAAUAGUGAUUCUCCUACCUACAACUUUACUGUUCGUAAAGUAGGAAGCUGUAAUUUGACACUUUGGGAAAAUUCUCCUGUUCUUGAUCAAUUGGAUCAAUUAAAUAUUGACAUAAAAAAUGUUAAGAGAUGGAUGGCUUAUGUCAAGUGUGACGCACCUCUUAUGCUGAAAAACAUAACCGAGUUGGACACUAGUGAAGCGGUAAUACUCCCAUACGAUUAUGCUUUGUGUAAAUAUUACCUGGCUCGUGCGGAGGAUCUCCACGUUCCAAUAUUCGUAGGAACGAGUGAAAGUUGUAAUGAGUUGAUGGCGAAUGAUGGAUCUUAUGGUACAAUCAGUCCUAUUAUUACAACAACUCCUACAACAAUUCCUCCCACCGUCACUGAUACUACUAAUGAUGAAAAUAAAAAAGUGAUGGAUACCUAUAAGACUGCUAUGAUAAUCUUAUACGCAAUAUCUGGUGUAGUAUUAGGCGUAUUCUUUUUGGUGAUAAUCACAAAUCUUGUUAGAAACAGAUCUGCUUCAUCUCGUCCAUCAGCAAGAAGGUCUCGCGAUAUUGAUGGAAAUGACGAUAAUAAUGAACCUGGAAUUACAAAAUCUGUUUUGGAUAGUUUUCCUGUUUAUUUAUUCUCUUUAAGAGGCAAUAAUAACGAUAAUAAUAAUGACCUUGAAAAAAAUAAAUCUAAAGCAAUCGAUAAAUUAGAUACAAUAAAUGAUUCUACUCCGGUUAUUAGUCGUCAAGAUGAUCAAAAUUUAGAAAAAUUGACUAAAACCGAUAAUGACACUAACAACGAUAAUGAAGAUGUUAUUAAUAUCAAGAUAGAUACAUUACAAGAACCUAAAGCUGCAAUUUUAAAAGAAAAUAAAUCUAUAGUUCCACCUGCUAUAUUAGCAUCAAAUAAUAUAACUGAUGCACAAUUAACUUGCCCAAUUUGUUUGGGAGAUUUUGAACAAGGCGAAAAAUUAAGAAUCUUACCUUGUCAUCAUCAAUACCACAUAUCUUGUAUUGAUCCUUGGCUUUUAGAUGUAUCAUCAUUAUGUCCAAUGUGUAAAGCUGAUUGCACGACUUGGAAUAUUGAUGAAAGUAAUAAUGAAGACUCAAAAACACCAACUACAAUUAUCACUACUACAAAUUCUUCUACUUCUUCACCUAUUGAAUCUAGAAAUAAUGAUCAUGGUGCUUUCCCUCACUUCAGAUGGGUAAAAUAUCUUGCAUCUAUUCGUAAAGAAGGACGUAGAACAAGCAGAUUAUUUAGAAAUUCACAAUCAACAUUAGUCCCAAUUGAUUUUAAUUAUUUUAUUUUUAAAGUAUAA